AUGAAUAGUUCAUCACAUCAUUUUAUGCCUUUAGCAACAGAUGAAAAUUCCUUAUCAUCACCACCAAGAAAACUUGGACGAGCAGUAAGUGGAGCUUCAAUACAAACAAAUGGUUUUGAUGAAGAAACUGAUUAUGGUUCACCAUUAAGUAAUCAUACAUUACUGAAACGUUUACAUAAUCCAUUUCAAGCUCGUGUCUAUAAUUUUCUUGAACGACCAUGUGGUAUAUUCUGUUUUCUUUAUCAUUUUUCUGUUUUUAUUGUUGUUAUUGGUUGUCUUGUAUACAGUUCAAUAUUAACUGUUUAUGUUGAACAAUCUUAUGCAAUAUUAUUUUGGAUAGAAUUUAUACUUUUUAUUUUAUUUCUUAUUGAAUAUACUGUUCGUGUUUGGUCAUCCGGUUGUCGAAGUAAAUAUCGUGGUCGUCAUGGUCGUUUAUUAUUUAUGCGUAAAGCCAUGUGUAUUGUUGAUUUAUGUGUUAUUACUGGUUAUGCUAUUUUAUUAUGUAUAGGAUUAAGUAAUACACAAUUUAGUAUUGAACUUGUGCGAUAUGUUCGAAUACUUCAAAUUCUUCGUUUUCUUCAUGUUGAUCGACGUUUGACAUCAUGGCGUUUACUUGGUUCUGUUGUUUAUGAUCAUCGUUAUGAAUUAAUAGCUACACUUUAUUUUUGUUUUAUAUUCUUAAUUGUUGUUGCUUAUUUAAUUUGGUUAGUAGAAAAAGAUGAAAGUAAACCAGCUAGUGAAGAUAUGUUUCAUAGUUUUGCUGAUACACUUUGGUGGGCUAUUGUAACAAUGGCUACGAUUGGUUAUGGUGAUAAAUGUCCACGUACAUAUAUUGGCAAAAUGAUAACAUCAUGUUUAUGUAUUUGUGGUGUUGCAUUUUGGACAUUACCAUCUGGUAUUAUUGGUUCAGUUCCUGCAGCUGCUAAUUUAAUUCAAAAUUGGUGGCGUUUAGUUGCAUGUCGUCGUUCAAAUUUACCAGCCACAUGGCGUAUUUAUCGUAUUGAAACAAAACGAUCGAAUAAAUUCGGUCGUCAUCUUAGUUCAACACUUGCUAUGAAUAGUAAUAAUAGUGCAAAUGGUACACCACGUAUGCGUAGUGGACAUAAUUUACUUAAUUUUUCAUCAAGUGGUAUACCAUUAGAUAAAAUAUCUUGGCGUAAAAUUGAUAAACCUGAAGAUCUUGAUACAAAUCAACGUAUUGCUAUACGAAUGUUACGUGUUAUUAAAUAUCAUGUAGCCAAAAGAAAAUUUCGUCAAGCACAUAAACCAUAUGAUUUUAAAGAUAUUAUGGAUGAGAAUGCUCAAGGAAAUCUUAAAGUUAUGUAUACACUUGCUGAUAUACAACGACGUUUAGAUCAAACCUUAGGUUUACCAAAAGCAUAUCCACUUGUUUUAUCUGAUAAAGAUCGUGAACAACUAACGUUAAAUGCAAAAGUACAACGAUUAGAAACAAAAUUAAUUGGACUUGAAAAACAAACAAAUCGAGUUAUUUUAUUACUUGAAGAAUUAUGUAAACGUUCAAAUAAUGAAGGAACAAAUACCACAAUCAAUGGAAUAUCAGCAAAUACUGAAGAAACAACAUCGGGAUUAUGA
Messenger RNA from Adineta steineri, 1593 nucleotides. The record is from the annotation of a GenBank genome assembly. Lineage: Eukaryota; Metazoa; Rotifera; Eurotatoria; Adinetida; Adinetidae.